AUGGCCGACGCAACUCAGAUCGAGGCAGAAUUCCCCGAUCCGGAAAGAGGACGCCCAUCUACGCCAACGACUAGCCCUGAUGCCGAUCGAUACCUGAGCGGCGAUACUGAGGGCGGCGGGAUAAGUGAGAGCAUGCCGGACAAGGCCACCGAUCGGACGGACACCAAGGAUAUUAAGACGAAGAAUCAGACUGGCACCAAGGAUAUCGAGCCGAAAACGGAAAAUCAAACCCAGAUCCAACUCGAUCAAGCCCAGAUUAAACUCGAUCCCGGCGAAGAACCCGACGCAAAACUACUGAUCUGGCCGACUGAGGGCAAGGAGCUACAGCGACCCACCCCACAGGAUGCCGAGGACGAUGAGGAGGUAUACUACCAUGACAGUGGUGACCUCUCAGCGGAAAAUCUUGAAGGAAAUCUCGCUGUCCUCCCCGAAAUCCUGAUCUUGACGACUGCGAAGGUGAGCAUUGAGGAUCCACAGGUAGGAGACUCCGGAUCGGCCACACCCGAGGAGAUCAAGAGGCUUCGGCAGAUAAUCUGGAAGAAGCGACAUCUGCUGAUCGGCAAAGGGAACGCCUUACCCCCGGCGGCCAAGGGCGUCGUAUGCGAUAUCGAUGUUGGAAACGCGAAGCCGAUCGCACCGCGAACCCGGAAAGUGCCCACGCGAUUCCACGAAAAGGUCGCAGGCCUGAUCAAGGGCCUCCUGGCAGCCGAGAUCUUCCGACCCUCGACAUCGCCAUGGGCCUCACCGAUCGGGAUAGUUCGCAAAAUUAACGGUGUGGAUUCAGGUUGUGUAUUGACUACAAGUGGGUAA
This is a messenger RNA of Phytophthora megakarya, 810 nucleotides long. Lineage: Eukaryota; Oomycota; Peronosporomycetes; Peronosporales; Peronosporaceae. The record is from the annotation of a GenBank genome assembly.